Lasiosphaeria miniovina is the source of this 2106-nucleotide messenger RNA. RefSeq lists its product as uncharacterized. The transcript is spliced from 4 exons. The record is from RefSeq and is a predicted model, not a curated record. Bases 1 to 2106 code for a protein of 701 amino acids. NCBI's taxonomy places the organism in Eukaryota, Fungi, Ascomycota, Sordariomycetes, Sordariales, Lasiosphaeriaceae.
AUGCUCGAGCUCAGGAGCGCGGCGCCACCGCCACCGCCACCGCAGCUGCUGCCCGCGCUGGCGGGGGGGAACAGCGGCAUGGAGACGUCGUCCAAUGGGUCGUACGGAUACCUAGGCGCAGAUCUCGAGCAGCAGCAGCAAAAGGCGGCCAGCACCCGAACCAGCAUCAACGACAGGCGCGCCACGUCGCGCGACACAUCCCGGCUAGCUAACUGCGGUAGCGCGCAGGCGCCACCGCCACCGUCCCCGCAGCCGUGGGCCCUCCAGAGGAAGCGCACGCGGCUGGCGCCGGCGUGGGCGGUGGCGCUGCUGGCGCUGGGCACGACGGCCGUGACGGUGUGGUACUCGCAGCGGGUGAUGGUGGACCGGACGGAGCUGCCCGCCUCGCUGCGGCUCAGCCCGGGUCUGACGGUGCUGGCGGUCAACGUUCUGUCGCACAUUGUGGCGUUCCUGGUCUUCUCGCUGUGCGGCGACGUGCUGGAGCAGGUGCGGUGGGCGUUUGCGUGCAGGCCUGAAGGCGUCCUGCUCACGUCCUUCCUGGCCAUGAGCCGCGCCACCCCCGUCGGCGGCAUGCUGUACCUGUGCCGAGUCCGCGGCUGGCACCAGCUGUGGGCCCUGCAGAGGAUCCUCUCCUACAUCAUAACAGCGGCGCUCAGUCUCGUCUUGAUUGCCAACGUCACGUUCAAGGUGGUCUACACGCCGUUCAGCAGCGACAGCAGCGCCACGCGCUCGGUCGUCGGCGGGCUGGCUCCGCUGGACACGUCGGGGCUGGCCGACGUCGACAUCGCGCUGAUCCCGCUGCUGGCGUCGGCCUACUCGAUCGGCUUCAUCACGGACCCGCGGUACGUCACUAAGGUGGCGCCCGUCGGGUGCAGCGCGUCGGACCCCAACUGCGUGUCGCUGCUGAUGCCAGGCGGCAUGGAGGUGGUGCGCACGUACGAGAACCCGUCGGGCGACUCGGCGUCGCAGUCGCUCUACAGCGGCAACUUCACCGGCGACUACGACUCCAUCGUCAUCAACGACGCCCCGGCCUACCACAUCGAGUACAGCGCCAUCGGGCCCGAUUUUCAGUGGAACCGCACCGACCCCGGCGGCGACUGCACCAUGUACGGCGGCGACAUCGGCGAGGGCGUCUAUGUCUGCCAGCGCGAGGUGGGAGACGGCAUGUACUUUGGGUGGGCCAUCUGCCCCGACGAGGGCGUCGCGGCCAAGACGUGCCAGACGAGCCGCGGGUGGACCGACGCGGUAGCGUGGAACACGACCGUGUCGCUGUUCAGCCGGCAGGCGACGGUGGCAUACGACCGCAACAACAUGUCGAUCCUGAGCGUGGAGCGUGUGUCGGACGCGCAACCGACGAAAAUCGACGGCGCUGUGGCCGCGCUGUACAUGAACGUGAUCUUGCAGCCCAUCACCCCAGCGCUCAACUGGACGGCCGACAACUCCACCUACGGCUACUCGGCGGCACGCUUCGGAUUCACGUACGGCAUCUCGUUCCUGCUGCGGCUGUACACGUCCGACUACUCGACGUACCGUGACGGUGGCGUGUACCUGCUGCGCAGUCUGGUGGCCGUGCCGUUUCAGUUCGCCACGGCCAUGCGGCAGUACGGCCACGUCAACCUCAUGCCGGCCGCCAACUCCGUCACGGCCACGCUCUCGCAGUCGGCGUACCGCGCACUCAUCGACGGCUGGACCGUGUGGGUGUUUGCCUGGCUGGCGUUCCCGACCGUCACGUACUGCGUGGCACUGCUGGCGUGGAUGAGCGUCGCCGGGCCGUACAGCCCCAACAUCUCUGUCUUCCCCGAGAUCGACAUCACGUCCAAGAGCAGCAGCACCCUGCACACGCAGUCGGGCCGUGGCGGCAGCUUCGCCUCGGACAUGGACCCGCACCUCGAGAUGGCCGAGCACACGCUCGAGGACCUGGGCCGGCUGACACGCGGCCACGGCAUGGGCGACGGCUCAUCAACUCGCAUCGUCCAGAGCAUCCGCGGCAGGCGCGUCUGGUGCGGGUCGCUGCCGGGGGCGUCCGGCAACGAGCAGUACAUAGUCUUGCUGACCGAGGAGGCAGGGCGGCUGCGGUGCCUGAAUAGAGAGACGCGGUAUUCUUGA